This is a messenger RNA of Sander lucioperca (pikeperch), 1671 nucleotides long. RefSeq names its product chitin synthase chs-1-like. Gene Ontology annotation, cellular component: cell periphery; cell septum. The transcript has 7 exons. NCBI's taxonomy places the organism in Eukaryota, Metazoa, Chordata, Actinopteri, Perciformes, Percidae. Gene Ontology annotation, molecular function: chitin synthase activity. The record is from RefSeq and is a predicted model, not a curated record. Bases 1 to 1671 code for a protein of 556 amino acids.
AUGGAGGAAGACAGAGGCAUGAAACAGAGGUCGUGGGAUACCUGCAGGGAGGUUUCCAUCAUUGAAGAUGAACAGACGCCAUGGAAGAUGAUCCAACUACUGAAGAUAGUCUCUCUGGCUAUUGUCGCAGUGUUUGUGUUUGGAUUGGCGCUAUGUAGCAAGAGUACGUUCCUACUCCUCAUCACCUUGUCCAACGAAGGCACAAAAGUCCUCCCAGAUGACAUGAAACCUGUUGCUCUACUUUGUAUCGGCUGCGCUCUCAUCAUUUCCAGUGUUUUGCUAUUGCUCAAAAGCAUUUGGAAGUCAUGCUAUAAAACAUCAAAGCUGCCAAGAAAAUCAACUAUUGCCCUGGUCCUGUUCUUUGAGUUCCUGGUGGCUAUGGGUGCAGCGAUUCUCACCAUAGUGGCAAUGCCACACUUGGACAUCGUGACCAACGUGACGAUUCUGAAUGGUGUAGCCGUCCUCUCCGCGCUCCUACAGGUGAUCACUCAGUGCUCCGCCAAAGAAAGGAACCGCUUCCUGCUGCCGUCCAUCUUUGCCUUCAUCCUCAUUUUGCUGGGUUACGCCCUGUUCCUCUAUCUAUACAUCACGAAGCAUCCUACAGAUAUCAAGAUGAUCAUUUGGGUGGGUCUGGCUGUUGGUGCGUCCUUCUUGGUGUCUUUCAACUGGUGGGAGAACUACUUGAGACUUAUCAGCAAGAGCAGCAGCUCCGUAUUCCUCAAGAACUUGUGUAAAGACUUGACAAAGUGCCAGAACAUGCUAAACAUCCUCACCAGCCUGCUCAGGAUCGCUGUGACCGCCUGUGUGCUCGGAGCCUUUGUCCCUCUGGACAAAAUGGACUGGAACAUCGUGACCUCCAUCCCGAGCCGUGAGACAAAAAUUAUAGCCAUCAUCAUCGGGGUCCAGCUGAUUUCAUCUGCACUCUGCCACUGGUUUUCUUUGGUAGCCUGCAAGAUGCACGCCCUGCGGCGAUGCUUCAUCCUGCCUUUGUACCUGGCCUCCCUGGCCGUCAUGGUUCUGUUCAUCGUCCCCGUUAUCGUUUACUAUCAAGACUACAGAACAAGUCUGAACGGGACUGCAAUCAACUUCACAGGCUACUGCAAUCAAGUUGUGGAUGGAAGAAACCAAAGCCUAAAUGGCAGUGUGUUCCCACAGCUGGUUUUGGAUGUCACACACACUCUGUGCUUCCUGGACAUGUCCAAGAUAGCUGACAUUGGAUUAUUGACAGGGUCGGCAGUAUCCUGGUGGCUCGGCCUUUUGUUGGCCACCCUCCAUCUGUGGUACCUAAACAUGGAUCGUAUCCAGAGGACCCAAGACCUGUUCAUCAGGAGGCUUUAUGAAGGAGCAUUUAUCGAACAGUCCUUGCUCCUCAACACCCGAUUCGACAUCCUGUCCAAAGACAGGAAAAAUAAGGUAGUUGAUACAUUGAUGGUGUAUCUGUGUGCAACAAUGUGGCAUGAAACCUACGAUGAGAUGAUGAACAUCAUUAUCUCAAUAUUCAGACUGGACAAGUACAGACCAAAGACAGAUCAAAAGUACACUGAUUUCACCUUUGAAACCCAUAUCUACUUUGAUGACGCGUUCAAAGAUGUCAAGGGGAACGGAAGGGGUCGUCACCUCAACAUAUACGCACAGCACCUUGUGGAAAUCCUCACAGAAGUUUAUGGGUAA